AAAACUAUGUUGUACCAACCUCCGAGAUCAUUGCCGUAGAAGAAACUGAACUUAACAAGAAACAUCUUCAUGUUGGCAAAUGGCAAAAAAUGGCAAAGCUACAUGCUUUCACAGUGUAUUAUGUGAAGAAAGCCCGAAAUCACCGCUGGCGGUGCAGUGAUGUGAUGUUUUGGUGUGUUGAUGAGCACUUAUGUGAUCAGUGGAUACAGGCGCUGAAAGCAUUACUUGAAAAGCAGAAGUCUAGACCAAAGCAGUUGCUUGUGUAUAUUAAUCCAUAUGGAGGAAGACGACAAGGCAAGAGGAUUUACGAACAGAAAGUUGCUCCACUCUUCAGUCUGGCUUCUAUCUCCACCGACGUUGUUAUUACUGAACGUGCUAACCAUGCUAAAGACAAUUUAUUUGAAGUUAAUAUUAAUAAAUAUGAUGGUGUUGUUUGUGUUGGUGGGGACGGCAUGUUCAGUGAAGUGAUGCAUGGUCUCAUUGGAAGAAUGCAGAAGGACUCUGGCAUAGACCAAAAUAAUCCCAAAGCACCAUUAGUCCAGUGCAAUAUAAGGAUUGGCAUACUUCCUGCUGGAUCAACAGAUUGCAUAUGCUAUUCAACUGUUGGCAUUUGUGAUCCAGUAACAUCAGCUCUUCAUAUUAUUGUAGGUGACUGUCAGCCUCUGGAUGUCUCUUCUGUACAUCAUAACAACACAUUUUUAAAGUACUCUGUGUCAUUGCUGGGUUAUGGUUUUUAUGGAGAUAUAUUAAAAGAUAGUGAAAAGAAGCGGUGGAUGGGUCCGAUGAGAUAUGACUACUCAGGCUUCAAGACUUUUCUUUCUCAUCAUUACUAUGAAGGAACAAUUUCUUUUCAACCAGCAAAACACGCAGUGGGAUCUCCAAGAGAUAAAGAUAGCUGCAGAACAGGAUGUUACAUUUGCAAGAAAAGUGAGCAACGUCUGGCAGAACAGCACAAGGAAUGUGGAUUAAAACACGAAGAAGAUGAAGAAUGGAAGGUUAUUAAAGGGAAAUUUCUAGCCAUCAAUGCAGCAAAUAUGAGGUGUGCCUGUCCACGAAGUCCAAAAGGUCUUUCACCAGCAGCUCAUUUGGCGGAUGGUUCAGCUGACCUCAUUGUAGUUCGUAAAUGUUCCAGGUUCGGUUUUCUGCGGUAUCUUGUCAGACAUAAAAACCAAGAUGAUCAGUUUGACUUCUCAUUUGUAGAUGUUUAUCGAGUGAAGAGCUUUCAAUUUACAUCAAAGCUUUCAGAAGACAAUGAAAGCAAUGUCAUGGACAUAGGAAAGAAACGUUUUGGCCAUUUCUGCAGAGAUGAUCCAGCCUGUUGCUGUCAUAUUGCUAAUAGCACCUGGAAUUGUGAUGGAGAAACUGUGGACAGUUCAGCAAUUGAAGUGAAGGUUCACUGCCAGUUAAUGAAACUAUUUGCAAGGGGAAUCGAGGAAAACUGUACAGAUGAAGCUGCCUCCAGCCACAGUAGCAUUGAACAAUCACUAUAGACAUUGUUCCUCCAAUGAGGAGAAGAAAAAAUAAAAGCUCAAGGAAAUUGAGUAAAUAUGCGUUUUAGUCAAAUUGACAAGUAUUUUAAAAUUUUAGAUUAUUUUUUUUUAGGGCUUCAAUGUAAUU
Molecule: messenger RNA, 1617 nt
Organism: Leptosomus discolor (cuckoo roller)
Lineage: Eukaryota; Metazoa; Chordata; Aves; Leptosomiformes; Leptosomidae
Source: RefSeq, a predicted model, not a curated record